UCGCCCCUCUUUUAGUUUGGAAUAUUCCAAAAACUUUUCUUGCACACAUUGAUUAGAUUCGGCUGCAGAUCAUCGACUGUUGUUGACUUAGAAUCAACUUGGAAAAGUUAAAAGAUCACAGAAAAUGUCAACAUCAGCAGACAUAUCCCCUUGUAUAACACCAUCAACAACACCUUUGAGUGGGACACAUGCUCCAAAAUACGGGACAGUGAUUCCAAACAGGAUAUUUGUAGGUGGCAUAGCAGCAAAUACAACUGAAGAUGAAUUAAAGAAUUUCUUCUGUGCUUAUGGAGCUGUCAAAGAUUCAAAGAUUAUUGCUGAUAGAGCUGGAGUUUCUAAAGGGUAUGGCUUCAUAACCUUUGAAAACCAAGAAGAUGCAGACAGAAUAAUUAAAAACGAAUCAGAGAAUUUGGUAUUUAGAGACAGAAAGUUGAAUAUUGGACCAGCCAUAAGAAAACAAGUCAGUUUGGAGCAAGAAGCUGUGAUAAUUCCCAGAGCCUAUGAUCCUACCCUCCCAGCAGGAUCAGUCAUGUACUCUAAUGGCAUACCAUAUACAUACCAAAAUGGACUAGCUAUAUUCCAGCCCCCAACAGAGGGAGGAUAUCCUAUACCUCAGCCACAGGUCCAAUCACAGGCAGCAGCAGCAUACUCUACUCUAAUGUUACCACAAGCUGCAACUCAAGCAUACUAUAUUUCACCACAGUAUGCAUAUCAGCCUGUCACACCACAGUGGGCAACAACAAAUGCUCAGUGGAGAUGGGCACCACAGAGUCCAACACAAGCAAUGACUGGAUCUCCAGCUUAUUACUACACAACUAUGCAGACUGCCUCACCUGAGCUUAUGUAUGCCCAGCAACAACCACAGUUAACCAUCCCGACAGGUGAGGUGUCUGAUCCUGGCACUGCACUGAUAGACGCUUCCUCUAUGGAGGGCAGCUUAGUCCCGGUGUGCCCUGCAGACCUGCCCCGCACAUAUGUCUCUGAUGUCCCAGACCAGCCUGUGAGCACCACUGUACCUGUCUAUCCAUCAUCAGUCUGUUCUACAACACUGCCCAGUAAGUCUACCACCACUGUACCCUCUGUUGCACCUUACACCAAGAAAACUGUAACCACAAUCCCAAGAAGGACAUUCAGCAGUCCUACAAUUCUUGUAAAGCAUGGUCACAAAGUUCAGAGAGUCAUGAUGCCUGCUAAACCUGUUGCUAACACUGGAGCUAUACCUCUUUAUAGACCUGUUGAGAUGGGGGCUGGGGAUGCAUCGGAUGCAUGUGCUCAGUACAGCUACCUUGCAACUUCACCACCUCCAGAGUUCAAAUGAAGAUACUAACAAACAGUUUAUGACAAUUUUAUUUUUAUAUGCAGCAUGUAAUAUAACUAUCAGGAAAGAAAUUUUAAAAGUGGGUAUUUUAUUGGUACAUUUUGUUACAUAACUUCUUUUAUCCAAUCCAUAAUGGUCUGGUUUAUUGCAUAACCAAUCUCUUUGUACUUUAGAAAUGCUUUGUAAAUCUCCAAAUUUAGGCCAUCUUUUAAACAUUUUCAAGAUCUGUCUCGUUUGAAGAAAUCUUUUUUUUCAAUAAAACAAAUAGAAACUUUUUUCUUAUUUGUAAAAGUGUUUAAUAAUGUAUUUGAAAUUGGAAAAAAAAAAAAAAAAAAAACAUGAUGGAUUAUGUAGGUUUGAAAUAUCUUUAAAAUGUUUUUCGAACAAAAAGGUUGUCUAAAGUUGUAGGUUCAGUGUAGCAUGUCAAUGUUUAAAAUAUGUUCUAAAAUGAUUUUCAGCUCUUAAUAUCGACUCAAUUUGAUCUCAAGUUUGUUGUGUUGUUCAUUGAAUGAUUGUUCUAGAAUGAAAAUAUAAAUAAUUUUAAUAAGGGUGUACUUUAUAUACAGAAUUUAUGUGUUAUACUUUGUAUUGAUUAAUUUUCAAUAGAUUUUGACUGACAGCCUAAUUAACCUCUUUCAAAAAGAGUUUUUUUUUUUCAAAUGUAAACUGCCAAAAAGGUUCAAGAAAAAGAUAGAGCUGAAAGCCAAGUGUCUAAUUUCCACAGAACAUAUUAAUUUGCUGCCUUUAAAGCUUUUGAUAAAAUGGCACAUAUCAUUUAAUAAAGCAUUUAAAAAUUGCCAGUGCAUCUUUCUCUUUUUUUUUUUUUUUAAAAUAAAGAACUUGGAUAUUUUUUGGAGUUGUUUCUUUUCAUGUUGUGACUUUUUUUUCAGUCACUUAUUUCUUGAAAAGUUAUGCAGAUAUUUACAAUCAUUUUCAUGGUAAAAAGAGCAAAAUUUCUUGGUACAUUUUUGUUUAUAAAUCGUUAAAAAGUAGCCUCUCUUAAGUAUUUUUCACCUUGUCAAGUAAGUACAAAUGAAUUCUGGCAUUUUACAGGUUUUGAUAUUUAUUCUUCUACAAUUAAUGUGCUUUUGAUUUUACUCACAUUGGAUACAAUUAAGUUAAAUCUCCUUAUGAAAACUACCAAAAAUGGAAAAAAAAAAAAAAAUCGGCAUUAAUACUUUUGGAAAAAAGAAACAACUUCAAGAUAAACUUGCUAGCAGUUUGAUUUUAUGUAGUGAAUAGAUGGGUAUAGUGAUUGCAUCGUAAUAUAAUAAAUGUUCUACCUUAUUUCACUGAUGACUUGGAGUGUAAUAAUACAUAUGUACUAUAAUUGUUGAAUUUUAUGUAUUAAGGGGUGGAAAAAGUUAAUGUCUCAGUUACCUGCAGUGAGCAGAAAUUGUACUUGGCUGCCUGUUGUGGCCAAGAUGCUGAUGUAAGCAAUAUGUCUGCUUGGCCACUGUGAGAAAUUAUCUGGUAUCUUCCCCUGACUUUGUUUUCUACCAAGACACUAAAGGCAAAGCAUCAAACACUAGCAGGAUUAGCAUGUUUAGCUAGCAUCAGUAAAUUUAACAAUAAUUAAUCAUGUUAAUGGUAAGAGUUAUAAUCUAAUGCAUUUCAAUUAAAGAAAACUUACUUAUUAGAUCAUGGCAUUAUAGCAUAAAAACCUGUUAGAAUAUCUUUAAAGGGUUUGUUCAGCGCUGGUCUGGAAAUUGAGUUAAUGAAAUAAGAAUAAACUUUGUUUACAAAAUCUUAAUUUUUGAUCUGCUAAAGUAAGACGUUUACUCCAUGCAACCCUAAUAGUUUUGUCUGAUUAAUCAUAACUUUACGCAAAUUUGCCACUUAAAUAAAAAAUAUUAUAGAGAACAGUUUUUCUACUCAAAAACAUUUUCUUUGCAAAACUUUGUGAACAUUAGGGAGAAUGAACGAGAAUCAUGAGAGAAAUAGGGACUCGAGAAAUGUUUUUGCUGCUGUGCCUUUAUUGUGUAGAAAUGUACAUUAUUUAUGAAAAUUUUCUGUUUUUUUUUUUUUUUUAAAUUCUUUUCAAAUUCAUGACAGCAUAAUUCAGAAUGUUCAGUCUUUAUGUUAAACAUCCUAGAAGUUUAAAAUAAUGAUAAACUGGAAGUUAGGUUAUUUUAAAUUAAAAACCAAAAGCAGAUUUUUAGAUGUAACUUUUAUGCUGUUGUUAAUUGUUGAAUUUUGUUUACAGAUGUAAAGUACAUUUUGUACUAUAUCUGCAAUGCUCCUUUUAACCCAAAACAAAUUUACACACAACGAUUAAUGUAUUUUUUUACAAAUUGUUGUUUGAUACACCAUUUUUUCUGUAAAAUUGUUAUUAUACAACUAACUAUACAAAUGUUUUAAUUAUUGUAAUCAGAUAUGUUUGUUAAUGUAUGUCCUUUAAUGAUAAGAUUAUUUUAUAAGAAAACAAAACUCGUUCCAAGCUUAAUAUUUUUAAUGGUGAAAAUUAAUUGUUUCCUCAUUCUGAUACUCAUUUAUCUUCCCUAUUGGAAUGAGUGGAAGGAAAAAUAAUCAAAAACUUGUCAAAGUCAAGUAGGAAUUUUGAAAGGUAUUGUUUUCAAACAGUUUGUUUCAUUUUGUCAUUGGUCAUCAGUUUUGAAGAAAAAAAACUUGUAUAUUUAUAUGAACACUUCUUGAUUGUCAUUUUGUGUCUAAAAAGAUCAUUCCCAUUUUGUAAAUGUUCAUUACAGUGCUUUAAAAGUUGUUGUGUACAUUAUAUGAUUCUAUGCAUAAUGGAGAAGUAAAGUGCCUUGUAUAACAUGUAAAUUUACAGAAACUUUGUACUUUUGUAUGAUAUGAUUGUUUGAUGUAUGUAUUGUUUGGUAUCAUUGUCAUCUUUUUAUUUUUGAUAUUGCAAAUACUGGUAUUAUAGUUCUCAAAUAGUAGAUUACAACUGCUCAUUUUGUAUUGGGAGACAAGUUGUAACAUUUGAAAUAGAUAAAAAAUUAUUUAAAAAAAUAAAAAUGAUGGAAUGUUACAGUAGACAUAUCUAAGAUUGAAAUAUUCUAAGAUUUUACCAUGUACAGUUAUUGACAAUUAAUAUAAAUAUAGACCACCAUAUGGGAGUGACACUGGAUAUAGGUACUAGCUGAAGUGGAGAGAGGUUGUAAAAUUUUGUAAUCACAGGCAAGAAUUCAAAUUUUGUUUAUGCAUUUGUAAUUAUUGCACAUAUCUAAAGAUUCAUAUAAUGAUAUGUUGGGAAUUGGCUUGUUCUCUAAAUCAUUUAGGAACCUUUGACAUCAGCGUGAAUUAAAUCUGAAAAUAAAAAAAAGAUACCUUCUAGUACUGGAAAAAAGAGUCACUUCAGAUAAAAAUAAAAAAUAGCCAGUUUAAUGCUUGUAAAGAUUGGAUAUUUCAAACUAUUAUUCAAUUAUGACUCAGUAUAAAUACACAAGACCAUAAUUUUCAUAAAUUGUCUUAUUAAUCACAAAGACAGCCUGCAUUUUACAACCUUUCUCCGCUUCAGCUAGUACCAAUAUCCAGUGUCGCUCCUAUACAGUGUAGACAUACACAAGUAAUGUCAGAAAUCAGUUAAGCUAUUGCUUGCAUAUUUGUUUUACAGUAUUAAGGUGUUAAGAUUAUUGUCUAGUCCAUUGUUGAGGUGCUAUUUUAAUUUUGGAAAAUUUACUGAUGUUGCGAAAUAUAUCAACCGUCCAAAAAGACCAGCAAUUGUUUUUGUUGCAUGGACUUUUUGAACCGUCCAAAAUCUGACAAUCAAAUUAUAUUAAGAAUUUAUGUUUUUUUUAAUUGAUAUAUAGUGUUAGUAUACCUCUGGUUUAUGAAUGCUUGUUGUGUGUACAGUAUAUUUAUCUUAUUCCAUGGGAAUAUAAUCUGUCCUUUUUUACUGAAUGAAUGACAUCCAAGCAAUUGAUUCAGGUUAGACUUUCUUCUAAGUUUAAAAAGUUAUGCCCCUUAGAAAUAUUAAUUACAUAGAAAAUUGCAUUGUUAACACUCUCACACUUACAUUUCAUGUAGGUUAGUUAUGAACUUUAUACCAUAGUUUCUGAGUGUUUAUUCAUCGAAAAAUAAGUUGCUCUUUGAAAUUGAGAACACAAAUUAAAACAUUUAGAAUGGUCAGUUUAAUAUAAAUUAAAGAGAUGUGUUUUGUAUAUCACAAAGAAAAUUACUUUAUUAACACAAUAAAAUGACAUUUAGGGUGUUUUAAUGUUUAAUGUUACCCAGUGUUUGUCUUUUACAUCUAUUGUGAAUAUACCUAAAACUAUUUCCAUCUCUGUAUUCAUUUCAGUUAAUAUACACCAGUAUAGAUCAAACAACCAAAAUGCUUUCCUGGGCACUGAUUGGUCAAACUUCUGAUCUUUAAAAAGUUGUCAGUAUUUUUAAGCCAAUAUCUUUUUUAACCCACUUAAAUAUCCUCUGCACUUUCUUGACAAAUAUUUGAGUGUUCUGGGUUAAGGUAAAUAAAUACUUGCAAGAUGAUUUUGCUCUAAUGUGUCUUUAAACCUUUAGCUCUAGAGGCAAAAAGAACAUUGUUUCAUUCAGUGAAUUUGGACAUAUGACAUAGUGAGCAAAUUGAAUGGGGUUCAAUGUUCGGUUUAGACGAGGGUUUAAUUCUGUUAUGGCCUAUAAACUCAGGGUUUAACCAGAGGUAUAAUAUUGGUUGUGUGUUGUUGUGUUUGUCAUUAUUUUGAUGUAUAUUUUGGUUUAAGUUAUUUUGUUGGCAUAAUUUAUUACACAUUUUGGUUUUUUUCCCUUGAAUGUGAGAUAUCCCAUUCAUUCAUUUAUAUUUUUUUUAUAUUUCAUGUUUUUAAAAAUGUUUAACCAUAUUUUUUUUGUUUUAGAAAAUAUAUUUCUAUACAUGUCAUCCUCAUAUCUAUUGACCUUAAUGUUUGUAAAAUGCUAUGAAAUUUCAAGUAUUAUACAAAUAAAGAGAACAAAAUCAUUUAGUCAGUUGAUGCAAAGCUUGACUGGUAAUACAAUAUCUUUGUCUGUAUAGAUAGCCUUCUGGCAGACAGAACAAUAAUUUUAUCAACUCUAUUCUUUACCUAAACUACAUUUAAGACCUUUAAGGUUAAGUCUUCCUUCAGAUUAAAAAAAAAAAGUAAAUAAUCAAACACCUGAAUCAUAUUUUGAAAGGAAAUAGUGCUUGAUAAUAUAUAUUGUAGUUCAUAUCUAAAGAAAGGUAUUUGAAUAGGGGAGUAAAUUGCAUAUUAAGAAACUUAGUCUCUGUAUUAAGAUUGAUAUGUUUUACUUAUUAUAAUUUUGUGCUUAUAUACAAUGUCUUUGAAAUCCUAUGUACAUUCCACAUUUUAAUGAUAAAUGUAUAAAACCAUAAUAAAAAUAUUUUGCAAUUGUAUUUCAGUGUGAAAAUCAGUAUAUUAUGGAGGAAAAAAAUUGUCGUUUCUUUGCAUUUCGUAGAUCAUCUUAUGAAAAAAAAAAAUGAAUGUUGCUAUGACAGGAAUUGAUCCUUGAUUAAAAUAAAUGCUCAGAAAUUUUCUUUUUCUUCAUAAACUGAGUUGUCUUGUCAUAUUGCCACAGGGUAUCAUUUGCCUUUAACUGGCACGUCUUAUUGCUUACCCCUGUUUGUGUGAAAAUCAUGUGUAUGUAUGUACUACGUAUGGUCAAGUAAAUAAAUGUCUUGUCUA
Messenger RNA from Mytilus californianus (California mussel), 6939 nucleotides. RefSeq names its product protein boule-like. Gene Ontology annotation, molecular function: RNA binding. The transcript has 11 exons. Bases 125 to 1318 code for a protein of 397 amino acids. NCBI's taxonomy places the organism in Eukaryota, Metazoa, Mollusca, Bivalvia, Mytilida, Mytilidae. The record is from RefSeq and is a predicted model, not a curated record.